GGGAGCUUGGACAACUUCCUUUUGAAGGACCCUACUACGACUACGCCGGUUUGGACAGCAGAUAUGAACCCUCAUUGCUUAUGUCGCUUCUCAGUGGGCUAG
Molecule: messenger RNA, 102 nt
Organism: Haemonchus placei
Lineage: Eukaryota; Metazoa; Nematoda; Chromadorea; Rhabditida; Trichostrongylidae
Source: the annotation of a GenBank genome assembly